Messenger RNA from Drosophila melanogaster (fruit fly), 2733 nucleotides. RefSeq lists its product as uncharacterized. Gene Ontology annotation, cellular component: nucleus; nuclear cap binding complex. The coding region runs from base 299 to 2560 and encodes 753 amino acids. Gene Ontology annotation, biological process: RNA metabolic process; mRNA export from nucleus. NCBI's taxonomy places the organism in Eukaryota, Metazoa, Arthropoda, Insecta, Diptera, Drosophilidae. The record is from RefSeq and is marked reviewed. The transcript is spliced from 4 exons. Gene Ontology annotation, molecular function: RNA binding; RNA cap binding.
CUGAGUGGUUCGAAUAUUUCGUAUUAACGAAAAAUAAUUUUUUCGGAAAAGUUCGGUCAAACACAUUUAAGGCAGCAGUGAAAUAGCAGUGCUACAAUUUGGUUAAAAACGGUCAAAUAUCAAGGUGAAUAUCUGCCUCCGUUUUCUUUAUACCUUUUAUGCAAUGCGGUAAAGGAGACAUAUUUAUUCUUCAUCGUUAUCAGUAUCUGACUUACAUUUACUUUCAUGAAGAACUUCUGAACCACUCUCAAUCUUGGUUAGCUCCUUGGUCCUUUUACUCAAAACGAAGAACAAGACGAUGGGCCGUCGUAAGCGUGAAGACUCCUCUGACGAGGAGGGAGACGACUGUCGCCAGAAGAGGACUGCCGAGACGACGGUGAAGACCGUGGAGCAGCUGAUGAGAGAGCUUAGUUUCCCGGGGCACACUCCGCUCGAAUUGAAGCUGGGGAACCUGGGUUACCUGCUAGGCAAAGGGAUGAGUGUUGACCUGAAGGAGAACCUCAUAAAUGAGCUAGUAAUAUGUCUGGGCUAUUAUCCCGGACAGGCCAGUGCCUAUGCCACACUUGUGGGCCUAAUUAAUGUCGCAGACUUUGAAUUCGGCUCCGAGUGCCUGUUGUUCAUGGCGCACAAGGUGGGAGAGUCCGUGCACAUUCGCGAUUGGAACAGGUGCCGUGGAGUGGUUCACUGCAUGGUGGAUCUGUAUCACUGCCAGGUGCUCCCGUCGUCCUAUAUUCUAAAAUUGCUCGCAGCCUUCUUGAAGGACUGCGAGGCUCUGAAGGAUCCGGACGAUCUGGUGGGCGUCACACCGCAGAUACGACGCGAUUUUCUUGCCUACUGUGUACUAUCCGCCAUGCCCCUUAUUGGGCGCGAUUUGGAGGGGGAGACGGCGUUUGAUAAGCUGAUAGUCUCACUCCAGAUUUACAUUAAGAAGCGGUCCGCUCUGCACACCAACAUGUUGAGUGUGUGGCCGGAUUUCAAUCAGAGGGACUACCUGGAGCUGUUGUGGCAGCAGGUGGACGGUAUGAGGCAGAACCAUUGGGCCGAACCGGAGCAUCAGUUGAUCCCCCGACCUUACAAGUCCUUCUCUGAGACCUUGAGCCACGGCCGAAUCCACCAGCUAAGGGAUUAUGAUUUGGCCGCCCAUGAGGAGCGAUGUCGGUAUCCGCUGCCGCGUGUAUGUUUUCGCAUCUUCUCCUGCGACUCUGUCGGCGAGAUCCCUAAUAUGCCCCCGCCGGUGAGCAUCGAAAGGCAUCUGCUGGAGGCCCAUAUUCUGGACAUACUGAUCUCUUUUCAUAAGGAGAGAAAAAUCUGUGCCGAUAGCCUCUUGAUGUACGCCGCCUCCAAGCCCCAGUUGCCGGUCUAUUACUGCAUUGUGGAGGUGAUCUUGGGCGAGAUGCUGCGGCUGCCCACCGCCAAUUGGAGCACCAUUGCCUACGGAUCCAUUCUGGUGGAGCUGUGCAAGCGCCAACCGGACAAGAUACCCCAGGUGGUGGCCCAGGCCUUGGAUAUAAUCUAUAAUCGACUGAACUCCAUGAGCGUAGCUUGCUUCGACCGCCUGGUCAACUGGGUGUCGCAUCACAUCAGCAACUUCGGGUUUAACUGCCAGUGGAGCAAGUGGGCUCAGGGUCUUCCAUCGCCAAUCGAUCCGAGUGCCACCAAUCUGCAGCCAAAGGUGGUUUUCCUGAGGGAAUUGCUCAAGAAGUGCUUCAGACUUUCGUACCACCAAAGAAUUAAAGAUGUAGUGCCGGAUAUACUGGCCGAUUUUCUUCCGCCGCCGGUACUGCCGCACUUCAAGUUUGUCGACGAAACCCUUCCUGGUGCCAUUUUGUCCAAGGAUCUGCUGGAGGCGAUGCGCAGCCCGCAAGCAAGCCCCGAAAUGAUCUCUGAAAUUAUUAAAUCCAGCACGGGAAUCGGUCCGCUGCUCAAGAUCAACGUGUUCACCCAGAACUGUCUUCAUCUGGGAUCCAAAUCAUUUAGCCACACUUUCGGGAUACUUCGAAAAUAUCACUCUGUCUUCAAGGAUUUGGUUGCAGGAGAUCCAGAGAGGCAGGCCGCGGUCUUGAACGGAAUCUUCGAUGUGUGGGUCGCCAGCGAUCAGUACAAAUUUGUGGUGACCGAAAAGCUGGUCACGGGGUUGAUAAUUGAGCCCAUUAGCGUUGUGCGUUGGAUCUUCGGCCCAUCGAUGCGCAAGGAGCUCACCAAGAUAUACAUUUGGGAGCUGCUCCACUCCGCUCUCCGCCACCUGAAGCGUGUCCAACAAAAGAUCGAAGUCGUGGAUGUCGAUGAUCCAAGUGCAUGCGAUCCUGUAGUCAAAGGCAUUCUGUUCACCAUUGUGCAGCGUUUUGUGAAGACUCUUUGCGGUGCUCCGUUUGCAGACGAGGGAACAGAGGAGCAUUACUGGUUCCAGUGGGUUCUGGGCAGACUGGAGGAGACGCUCUUUAUCUAUGCGGAUGACUUUAGGGUGAUCAAUAACAAGUUGAUUAAAAUGUCCGAGGAUGCAUCAGAUCUCAGGCCUGAAAUCUCAAAAACCAUUGCGGCUUUUGUGGCUUGCGUCAUGUAACUUCUGUUGAAGAUUUCAUUCCCGACUCUCGAUUUACGAAUUUGACAACCAACUGGUGAUUUACUUAUUCAACGGACAAACUCAAUAUACACUCCCAAAAAAAAAAUGUGUACAAAAAACACUAUACAAUUUUAAUAAUUUUUUAUUACUUUGGGAGAAAUAAUACUGCUAUC